Messenger RNA from Trametes versicolor FP-101664 SS1, 738 nucleotides. RefSeq names its product NAD-P-binding protein. NCBI's taxonomy places the organism in Eukaryota, Fungi, Basidiomycota, Agaricomycetes, Polyporales, Polyporaceae. Gene Ontology annotation, molecular function: oxidoreductase activity, acting on the CH-OH group of donors, NAD or NADP as acceptor. The record is from RefSeq and is a predicted model, not a curated record. Bases 1 to 738 code for a protein of 245 amino acids. The transcript is spliced from 5 exons.
AUGUCAUCCACAACCAGUCAGACUUCUUGGUUCAUCACUGGAACUUCCCGCGGUAUCGGCCUCGAACUUGUCAGACAGCUUGUACAGUUCCCGUCGAACCUCGUCGUCGCGGCGUGCCGUCGCCCUGGUAAGGCGACCGCGCUCGCCGACCUGACAAAGACGGCCAAGGGAACUCUGCAUAUCAUUAAAAUUGAUGUGAACGACUUCGACGACGUCCGUACGCUCCCCAAGCAGCUCGACCCGAUCCUGGGAGAGAUUGGGCUCGACUACCUCGUCAACAACGCGGCUACGACUGUGUGGGACUCCGCGUUUACGCUCGACCCAGAGACGCUCCUCGACAUCUUGCGCACGAACACCGCUGCGCCCGCGCUCGUCUCGCAGGUCGUACUGCCGUUCCUCGAGAAGGGCCGCACGAAGAAGAUCGUGCACGUCUCGAGCUACGGCGGGAGCAUUGCGAGUGUGAGCUCGGAUAGGAUGCAGGAGAAGUACCGGAAGGUCACGUCGUACUCGAUGAGCAAAACCACGCUCAACAUGCUCGCGUAUAAGCAGAAGGUCGAGCGGCCUGACUUGAUCGUGAUCGCAAUGUGUCCUGGAUGGGUCAAGACGGACAUGGGUGGAAUGGACGCUGCCCUCGAGCCUGAAGAGAGUGUUAGCGGGGUCAUCAAGCUCAUCACCUCGGUGACGUCUGCGGACAGCGGGAAGUUCCUGUCAUACAACGGGGACGAGAUCCCGUGGUAG